ACAAUUGGCAAAUCUCUAUUAAUAACGUGAAACUACAAGAAAUCACGGUCUAGGACAAGACAAUAAUUAUCCUAGUCUGUGAAAAUAUUAUUGUUUAUGAUUGAACUCUGAGAUCCGAUUAUUAAUUACUAUUGAUAAACCGUAAACGAUAGAGUAAUUAAUUUAAAUGUUGAUAAACGAUUGGUGGAGUCGUGGAGAAUAAAAAGUGUAUCCAAUUUCAAGGGCGACUCAUUUUUCAACGUAUAGAAGGGUUUAAUUUAUAUUAAUUUUACGACGAGUAUAUCUAAAAUUUCUUUGUUAGCCAAGUCACAUUCUACGAUUCCGUUGAUCUGAAAAAAAAGAAGUUAACUAAAUAGUCAUUAGUAAACCAAACAAAAUGAGUUUAAAAAUCAUACAAAACAGUUUUACGACUUCCAAGGUUUUAUUCAAACAAAUGAAUCCACUUUGGCCAUGUUCAAAAAUAAUAUCCAACAGAUGCAGUACUACAGCAACGGAAACACCUAUUGAUUUUGACAACUUAAAAACUAUGAAAGAGAUCAGAGAAAAACUUAACAAUAUGAUGGGCUUAUCUGGGAAGUACGAACAAGAAGACAGAAGUUGGUUGUUAGAGCACUUGCCGAAAGCCCGAGAUGAGUUACCGACCCGCACGAUGAGUGACAGUUUCGAUAGGGCCAAAGUACCGUUGAGUAGUGACAUAAUGUUACAAAACAAGUACACAACUACUUAUAACAGUUUAAGACUUGGCAGGCUGUUGGAAGACAUGGAUUCGUUUGCGGUAUGGAUUGUAUUGAAGCAUAUUUACAAUCCAAAAAUUCCUAAUGACGUACCAAUUCCAUACGUUGUUGUCACUUUACUAGUGGACGAUGUUAUCAUCAGCCCCGAACGAUAUCCUGACAGAGAUUUAAUAUUCAGUGGACUUGUAUCUUAUGUUGGGAAAACGUCAAUGGAAGUUACCCUGUGGUUGGAACAGCUUCACGAUAAUAAAUUAAAAAGAAUCACAAAAGCUAACUUCGUAUUUGUGGCCAGAGAUUCCACAAAUCGAUUGUCAGUUCCAGUAAACUCGCUUGAGCCAAAUGGAGAGUACGAGAAAAAUCUUAUGCAUCUGUCAUUAAAAAGAAAUGAAGAAAGAAAAAAAGCUCGCCAAGACUCGAUCUUAAAUAAAAUGCCGACUCCUGAAGAACAAUCACUGAUUUACGAAACUUUUUUAAAAACUGUCAAUGUGAACGAACCGAUGUUGGGUAACAAAAUUCUUCCACCGGGCAGUGUGUGGAUGAAUGAUACUCAAAUAGAAACCAAUAUUCUUUGCCAUCCCGAAGAUAAAAAUUUACACAACACCAUCUUUGGUGGCUAUUUGAUGCGUGUUGCUACUGAACUCGCCUUCCUAGUAGCGAGUGUUCAUGGUAAAACCAGAGUUUCAUCGAGAGCGAUUAAUAGUAUUACAUUCCGCAAUCCUGUUCCAAUUGGUAGCCGGCUAAAACUAAUUGGAAAAAUUUGCUACACUAGUGAAAAUAUAAUGAUAGUAGAAGUUAUAGCUAAAGUCGAAAACAUAGAAAUGAAGAAGAGUUUAACUACAAAUUCGUUUUACAACGUUUUCGUCACCCCAAACAAUGUUGCUCCUGUGUUACCUCAAAGCUAUCACGACGCCAUGCUUUAUCUCGAUGGUCGCCGAAGAUAUUUAGAUGUCUACAAUUCUUUGUGAACAAAGUUAUGUGCAAUUAAAUCUAUAUUUAUUUAGUUUAACAAAACAUUGAACAACACAUUGACUUAAUAUCACUAUUUUGCUUACAAACUAUGUUUUACCCUUUUAAUGUAUUACAAUAUUAUUUAACAACAGGCUAUUUUUUACUAGGCUAUAAUUCAAAAACCAAAAUUUAGAUUUAAUACUUUCUUCAAUGGCCUAAAGUUUAAGCUUGUACAUUAUUGGAAUAAUAACUGAUCAUUUUAAACUAACAUAAUUCUUAAAUCUAUAAAUAACUUUCAUCCUCGCUCGAAGACAUGUCUGAAAAAUGUUCCAAUUGCUCUAACCACCAUUCAUGUAUUUCUUUUACGGCACUAGACACUUUGGAUGUAUUAGUUUUUGUUUCACGCGUUGCAGAAGUUGAGGAUACAUUCAGAUUUGACAUAUUCAAAGGUUUCAAAUUUCUGUACGAAGCUUUACGAUUCCUAUCUUUGUCGGACGGGUCUGAUAGCGUGGGCGUUAAAUAUCUACGCCCUGAACUGCUUCCAACACUAUCGGAACGAGUUAUUCCUGUAGUCGACUUCAGCUUUGAACGACUCACGUCAAUCUAAAGGGAAUAAUUAAAUUGUUUAAUAAUAAUUGUACUUUGAUUUGUCCAAGACAACCACAUGUUAACAAAUAUUGUCUGUAAAUAUUAAGUAUUAACCUGUUGUCUUAAAAAAUAAUAAAUUAACAUACUUUUAUAUCUUUGUCGUCAGGUUCCUUAUCUUUGUUGGCCACUUGUUUCU
Adelges cooleyi (spruce gall adelgid) is the source of this 2466-nucleotide messenger RNA. RefSeq names its product acyl-coenzyme A thioesterase 9, mitochondrial-like. Gene Ontology annotation, cellular component: mitochondrion. Gene Ontology annotation, molecular function: fatty acyl-CoA hydrolase activity. The coding region runs from base 377 to 1699 and encodes 440 amino acids. The record is from RefSeq and is a predicted model, not a curated record. NCBI's taxonomy places the organism in Eukaryota, Metazoa, Arthropoda, Insecta, Hemiptera, Adelgidae. The transcript has 10 exons. Gene Ontology annotation, biological process: acyl-CoA metabolic process.